AUGGACUGGACCAGGGGACCAACCAUUGGCCAUGGCUCCUCUGCCACCGUCUCCAUUGCCAAGUCUCAUGGCUCCGGUGAGCUUUUCGCAGUCAAGUCAGCCAAGCUCUCACAGUCACACUCUCUUCAGAUGGAGCAAACAAUUCUGUCUACAUUAAGCUCUGCCCAAAUUGUAUCAUACAAAGGCUGCAACACCUCCACCGAGAACGGCACCGUCUUCUACAAUCUCUUCCUCGAAUACGCACCCGGAGGCACACUCUCCGACGCAAUUCGAAGGCAAGGCGGGUGUCUAAACGAGGCCGCGAUCAGAUCCUACACGAGGCAAAUUCUACUUGGGCUGCACCACCUUCACUCUAAUCAAAUUGCUCAUUGCGACAUUAAGGGUCAGAAUGUUUUGGUCACAAAUAAUGGGGCGGACGUGAAGCUCGCUGACUUGGGUUGCGCCAAGCGCGUAAAUUUUGAUCAUGGGUUGCCAACUGGGGGGACACCUGUGUACAUGGCGCCGGAGGUGGCUCGCGGAGAGCAACAGGGACUCGCCGCCGAUGUGUGGGCUCUGGGAUGCACGGUGAUCGAGAUGGCCACCGGGCGGGCUCCGUGGCCUUGUGUUUCCGACCCUGUAUCGGCCAUGUACCGAAUCGGGUUUUCCGGUGAAGUGCCGGAGAUACCAAGCUCUCUGUCGAAGCAAGGCAGGGACUUUGUCACCAAGUGUUUGAUGAGGGACCCAAUGGAGAGGUGGUCAGCUAGUGAGCUUCUCAAGCAUGGAUUUUUACUUGAGGCACCCAAUUAUUUGCUCAGUCCCACAGCUGUGCUAGAUCAUGGUUUGUGGGAGGAGGAGUUUGAUUUGGGUUUGGAACACAUUUGGGAACCGACCCAUCAAAGUGGUUGCUCAAAUUCGGCUAGGGGAAGGAUCCGACUGUUGAGUGAAAGCAAAGCGGCAUCGUUUUCAGGAGUGACCAAUUGGCCUUGUGAUGAUGAAGAUACUUGGGCCACAGUGAGAAGCAACGACAUUGAACAUCCAGAUACGACGCUCCAUUGGAACGAAUAUAAAGCCAAUGAUAUUUAUGACGACAAGCCUCAGCCAACAAAAACAAAUGCAAAAACUACUAGUAGUGGUGGGUUGGGUUUAGACACUAGUGAGGCAGCUAAUUUUAGCAGUAGACAGAGGAAGAAGAGCAGGGCUUGGACAACCUCCAAAUGUAACCAAUAUGUUUUCUGUGGAAAUCUGAAUUUUGUAAACAAGGAAUUAAGGUUGUUUAUUGAUCAGCUCCUUAUAAUUAUACACGGUUUUCCUUCUCUUAUUCUUUCACACAGCCUAGGCAUGACCCAUCAUACCUUCAUUUCAUAG
Messenger RNA from Prunus armeniaca (apricot), 1344 nucleotides. The record is from the annotation of a GenBank genome assembly. Lineage: Eukaryota; Viridiplantae; Streptophyta; Magnoliopsida; Rosales; Rosaceae.